ACCAACUGUACGCAUCCCCGCAGAAAUGGCACGAAAUGCAGAAAAGUCGCAGUCGAUGCUGUUCCGCUUUCGGGCGCAACAAGCCGCCGAUCUAGGCAUCGUCGACAUCAACCGGACCAAGCGACCCAAGGCCAUUUCGCAGCAGGAAAACAUUCAGACGUGUGAACGAUGGCGAGGCCAAGUGCUCAAAGAGAUCAGUCGCAAAGUCUCCAAAAUCCAGGACCUCGCCUUGAGCGACUUCCAGAUCCGCGAUCUCAACGACGAGCUGAACAAGCUCUUCAAGGAGAAAUGGCAAUGGGAGAUGCGCAUUCGAGAGCUGGGCGGACCCAACUACAUGCGGGGAGGCGGGAAAGUCACAGAUGAUGAAGGACGGGUGAUUGAUGGAGGCGGUAAAGGCUAUCGCUACUUUGGGCGAGCGCGAGAACUGCCUGGCGUGAAGGAGCUGUUCGAGGCUGCCACGCAGAAGCCGGAGAAGGAAGUGAAAGAGGCGAGACAGGAUCUGCGGUUACGCGUGGAUGCUUCGUACUAUGGCUACAAUCUGGACGAAGAGGAUGGCACGUUGCUGCGGUAUGAAGCGCAAAAGGAGCAAGAGGCGUUCGAGGCGCUCGCGUCGGAAGCGGACACUGCAGAUGGAGACUUUGAACCUUUGCCUGGCGACGCAGGAGAUGGAGUUCUGUGGAAGUUGCCUACUGCAGAAGAGGUCGAGACCGAGUUGUUGGAAAGGCGAAAGCGAAAACUACUGGACAAGCUAUGAGUGCGUAGUGAAGCAGUUUUCUCUUCGCGCAACGCCUAUCGCACUCGAGGACAAGCACACCGGUUGGCAGGCUGUGAUUCUGUUCUUGCACGACUCAGUGGGCAAGAGUGACGAAGUUCUUGUCGAUGACAGAACGCACGCGGCCAACCUGAUUGCGCUGAUAGCUGUCUUCGGGCUAUCAUGCAAUUGAAAUGGCCGGUGACCCGCUGAAGCGGCUGGCAUAGAAAUGUAACGAUCCUGCAAACCCGCUGUCUGGCUUAUAGGACUUUACAUGCAUCUCAGCCCCGAGUUUUGCAAAUCAGCAAACAUCACACGGGGCAGUAGGACUACCUGCUGCAUGUCAUAUUCCCGAAGUUAUGUGACACACCAAAGGCGUACCAUGGACCCAGACACAGGUAGUCGCAUGCUCUGUUGCACGCACAGGUGCGGGAAGCAUCGCAACAUACAUGCAUUGCAGGCAGUGUGCAUUCAGGAGGAUCUGGUCUCGUGUAUACCGACGAAGAAGAGCCCCCGGAAUUCUCCAAGGAUACCUAUUUACGAGGUUACCCUGUAACUCAGCAUACCUGGUAGGUAAUUCCAGAGUCCAGACAUGACGUGGGCCGAUGCCUCGGCUUUAUGUACUGCAUCUGGUGCAUCUGAUAAACCGUCUGCAGUGCAAGGUAUAAGUGGGAGCUCUUCGGACGAGGCUGGUGGUUACACAGUGAGCUAUCA
Sphaerulina musiva SO2202 is the source of this 1465-nucleotide messenger RNA. RefSeq names its product Isy1-like splicing factor. Gene Ontology annotation, biological process: mRNA 3'-splice site recognition; generation of catalytic spliceosome for second transesterification step. NCBI's taxonomy places the organism in Eukaryota, Fungi, Ascomycota, Dothideomycetes, Mycosphaerellales, Mycosphaerellaceae. The coding region runs from base 26 to 754 and encodes 242 amino acids. The transcript has a single exon. Gene Ontology annotation, cellular component: Prp19 complex; post-spliceosomal complex; post-mRNA release spliceosomal complex. The record is from RefSeq and is a predicted model, not a curated record.